AUGCGUGCCAUGGCUCGUAUCGUGGCAACCUUGCUGCUAAUGGCGGAUGCGCGACCUCCCCGAGGACCCGUGGUGGUCUCAGACUCGGAGAUUCCUCAUCCGCAGAUCGAAACCUUUGAGCAGAAAUUGGAUCAUUUUAACUACAAAGACCAGCGCCAGUUUGCGCAGAGGUACUUUGUCUACAACGCCAGUUAUCGUCCUGGUGGACCUCUCUUCUUCUAUACUGGGAAUGAAGGACCUUUGGAGUCCUUCUACUACAACACGGGGCUCCCCUUUGACUGGGCCCCCAGCUUCAAUGCACUGAUCGUCUUUGGUGAGCACAGGUACUAUGGCAAGACUUUGCCUUUUGGGAAUGCGUCCUUUACCAAGGAGAAUCUGGGCUACCUGUCCAUCUCCCAGACCCUGGCAGACUAUGCCAUGCUGGUGAGACACCUCCAGGCCACCUAUCAGCUCAGUGCUGUGGUAGCUCUCGGAGGUUCCUAUGGAGGCAUGCUGUCAGCCUGGGCUCGCAUCAAGUACCCCAACGUCUUCGAUAUGGCUUUAGCCGCCUCAGCGCCCAUUCCGCAGGCUGUGAACCUCCUGGAAGACAAGUCCACCUUCUAUCGGAGUGUAACAGAUUCAGCUCGCCAGGCGCAGCCGAAAUGUCCUGAAACCGUGCAGCGCGCCUUCAGCGACAUUUUGGAGCGGGCCAAGACGCCAGCAGGGCUGCAGGAGAUCAGCGACAUCUUCCAACUCUGUAAGCCCAUGGAGGCUUCAGAGAUCGACCAUUUCCUUCAGUACGUCAGAAACGCGUGGACCGAGAUGGCAAUGUGCAACUAUCCCUAUGCCUCGUCGUUCUUGGCGCCCCUGCCAGCCUGGCCCAUCACGGCAGCCUGCAAGAAAGUCUUGGAAGCGGCACGUCCCAUCGACGGUCUUGCGGCAGCAGUGGCAAUGCCCUACAAACAGCCAAAUCAGAGCUGCUUCGACAUGUACAGAAUUUUCGUGGAAUGCGCGGAUCAGACUGGCUGUGGUACUGGCCCCACAUCCAAGGCAUGGGAUUAUCAGAUGUGUACUGAAAUCUUCUACGAGCAGAACACCAACAACGUCACCGAUAUGUUUCCGCCCAGGAAUUGGACCAUGGAGAAGCUGAACGCGUACUGCAUGAAGCACUAUGGCGUGAAGCCAGAUCCGGUUCUGAACCGCUUGCAGUACGGAGGGAUCGAUAUCAGCAAAUCUGGCACCAAAAUCAUCUUCUCCAAUGGCUUGUUGGAUCCAUGGCACGGAGGUGGAUAUUUGAAAGACCAGUCACCCUGGUUGCCUGCUGUGACCAUUGAACUUGGGGCGCACCACCUGGAUUUGCGUGGCAACCACUCCUCGGAUCCCACCUGCGUCAAAGUCGCGCGUGACGAGGAGAAGAAGCACAUCAGCUCGUGGCUCAAGACGGGAGAAGCGCUUUGUGUGAAGCCAUCCACGGAUGAGUUGUGGAUGUGA
Cladocopium goreaui is the source of this 1470-nucleotide messenger RNA. Lineage: Eukaryota; Dinophyceae; Suessiales; Symbiodiniaceae. The record is from the annotation of a GenBank genome assembly.